Molecule: messenger RNA, 3270 nt
Organism: Kwoniella botswanensis
Lineage: Eukaryota; Fungi; Basidiomycota; Tremellomycetes; Tremellales; Cryptococcaceae
Exons: 16
Coding region: 1-3270 (1089 amino acids)
Source: RefSeq, a predicted model, not a curated record
AUGCAGACAUCUUCAUCCUCCUCGUCCACUUCGAGGAACGAUACCACUUCUCGAUUUGCCAACGUGGAUCUGGAUGUAGUCGAGAGGAUAAUCGAAAGGGGCAGACACGCGACUACCUUUCUUCAGAUAUACAGACCCUAUGCAGAGGUAUUGCAAGAGUGCGGUAUAUCCGAAACGAAUGAUUCGCUCUAUUAUGGUUUCCUACUCAAGCUUGGAAAUAUCAAAGGACCUACUUGGGCUGAUAAGUGGGAAAUUUGGAAGACCAAUGGAUCAUUCCGAGCGAAUCACUCGAAUUCACAAACAUCUUUGGAGGAGGAGGAAGACGGGGAUACAGAAGAAUAUGAGGUAGACGACCUGAACCAAGAUGACCAUUCAUUCUCACAAUCGCAAUUACCAGGUCUACGAGCAAGAGUACCUUUCUUAGCUUCAGCUUCGUCAGAUAUAGAUGAGGGGUUCGCACCGUCAAAUCAUGAAUAUCAAAACGAAGGUGUGAGCUUCAUCAACCAGCUCAGACCAAGUCCGAGGAAAGAAUUAGAAUUGUCCAAACGAAGAGACCGUAACCGUAGCCUUGGAUAUACACCUGAUCAAUCCUUCAAUGGCGAUAAUCAUACAAAUGAUCUCUUAGAUUUCGAUCCUCCUAUCAGAACUUCAACCCCUAUUGGUCGAUCACCAAAAUAUCAACAGCAUAGCAGUACAAACCCACCUGCAUAUUCCGAUUCUAUCUCAGUAUCAGAUACAAAUCAACUAGUAGAUCAAGCUACAGAAGAUUUCUCUGCUUUAGGUCUUGGGUUCGUCACUCCAAGGCCCAAAAACAAAGGCACAUACUCCCCUGUGAUACUGAACGAACCCGAACGAAGCUGGAUAGAUAGGGUUGAUGAGAUCACUGAGGGUAAGAGAAAGUGCAUGGAAAAGAAGGCAGAUGAUUAUUAUAAUCUCGGAUUGAUGGGUAGAUGUUGGGAUAUGUGGUUUAAGACGUCGGAAUUUUAUCGGGUAACGUACAAGAACAUCCCAAUCGCUCGCGAUAACCUCCUACUUCGUCAAGUAAUUGAGAAAUGGACAAAGGCAGCUCGAUAUCAACUUUCUCUACCUGGAACAGCAGACCAACAUCGUCAAUUACAUCUCAAGUUAUCUGUGAUGCGUAAAUGGGCAGAGAGGAUCAAGGAGAAACGGCUCAGCCUACUUGAGAGCAAAUGGUCGGCAGAGCAAAGGUUAAAGGAGAUCUUUGAGUUAUUCCAGGUAUGGAAAGCUGGGGCGGAGAGAAGAAGAAUGGAAAGGUGGAAAGGUGAUAUGGCACAGAGGGUGUCGCGGUUUGUGAAUGAUCGUGAUACGCGAAUUAUGCGGAACAGCCUCAAGUUCUGGCAAAUUGAAACUCUCGGUAGACAAGUUGCCAGAGAUCGAGAACGACGCUGGAUACAUGGGGUUUUCGGAGAAUGGUAUGAUCAGGCGAAUAGAAAAAUGGAAUUGUCUACCAUACUGGGUGAUAUCGAACAACGCCGCUUGCGAGAGGUUUUUAUCAAAUGGAGAAGAAAGAGUGUACUUCAGCCGAGAGAAGAGAAGAUAAGAAGGGUUCAUGAGAUGGAUUUAGUACAGAGAGUUUGGGAUGAUUGGCGUAUAUCAAGCUGGCAAGCGAAACAAUCAUCAAUUUUCGAUCGCAGACGUUUAUUGUUGAUGGUACUUGAUAGAUGGAGGAUUGCAAGAUCACAUCAACAGAGAAUGGAAAGGAAAGCUCUGAUAUAUGACAAAACCCGUCUUCUGGACAAAGCAUUCAGGCGAUGGAGGAUAGAAUCCUGGGGAAGAUUACUGGUGCAAGCUAAGGAGAAGAGAUCACAGGAGAAAGUUUGGACGAAAUGGAAAGAUAGACGAGAUCAUCUGAAGAGACUAGAAAACGUUGCCGACCAAUUCGAAGAAAAGAACAGAUCCAGCAAUCUCCAAAGGCUCUUCUCACGGUGGCGCUCCGCUGUGGCAGGUCACCAGACUGAUCGACUCCGAGCGACAUUGGUAUACGAACAGAAAAUGCAGGUCAACGUGUUGGCUAAAUGGCAUAGUUCAACUGCUAUUAUCAAGAGCAAUCAGGGCUUAGCAGAUAGGGCUCACGCGUUCUUCUUGCUGAGAACCGCUUUCAAAGCUUGGAGAGCUGAAGAUGCCCGUACGAAAGGUGCAAGAUGGAUUGAGAAGAAGAACCAGGAGAAGGUCUAUGAGGUAUUUACUAAAUGGAAAGUCAUGACUAUCAAGUACAAAGACCUGGGUCGAAGGCAGAUCGUUUUGAAAGAUCAUGCAGACAGGCAAAUCAUGAAAAGAUCGCUGGAGAGAUGGACGAACCGAGUGAUAGAAGUGAAAGAUCGCGAAUUGCGCAUCGCUCGUGCGAGGGACGAUCAAUUCAAAAGUCAAUUACUACAGAGAUGGCGUGAUAGGCUCUCUGUCAUACAGAGUAAUGAGAAGAAAGCGGAUGAUACACUUGAAAUACGUGAACUAGAGAACCUUCGACGAGUAUUCAGAUCUUGGAGAGGCAGAGCGAAGCGACAGAAAAGAUUACGGCUUACAGCUGAGACUUCUCUGAUCGAGCGUGAUCAAAAGUUGGUCAGAAGUGUCUUCGAAAGGUGGUAUGAGAGGAAAAGGGAGAGAGAUCUGGUGGAGAUGGAGAAAGAAGUUGCCUUUUUGCAUGAGAACGUUAUCUUAUACGGAGUUACGGACAGAUGGAAAGCCGGUACAGAGAUCUUACCUGGUAUAACAGCCGAUUCGUUACGUCUCAAAAGGAAAGCUUUGAAUACUUGGUUGGUUGCUUUGGCAAGGAAGAAGAGGGCGGAUGAUAUGCAGAAUGAGCGAGAUCGGAAAUUACUUGCUGAAACCUUUGGAUUGUGGAGAGAUGCUACUGCCCAUAAAGCCGCUUUGAAUGCUAGGAGGAUGAGAGGUAGAUCUAGACCUUCUGCACUAUCAGAUCGGCGAACCUCCCUCAACUUGCCCUUCUCUAGUACAUCAGGCAGUAGAAGGGUUACACCUACCACGACGACAUUUCCAAAUCACGUUAGAAGGGAUGAGGGUCGUCUAUCACCUGGUUUGGGUAUGAGAGACAAUGAGACAGUACAUUCCGAACCUGUUUAUUCGAGAUUAAGAUCUGAAUUAGGUUUAGGAAAGACAAGAAGAAGAAGGAGUAGAGGUGAGAGUGAAGAACCUGAGUCCGGAAUGGGACAGAACGAUUGGAAUGAUCUGUAUAGUCCCAGAAGCGGGAGUGAGAUGAUAAGAGCUUUGAGGGGGAAUAUACCUGGUCGGUAG